Molecule: messenger RNA, 1101 nt
Organism: Trichomycterus rosablanca
Lineage: Eukaryota; Metazoa; Chordata; Actinopteri; Siluriformes; Trichomycteridae
Gene: gnptg
Product: N-acetylglucosamine-1-phosphate transferase subunit gamma
Exons: 10
Coding region: 88-987 (299 amino acids)
Cellular component (GO): Golgi apparatus
Source: RefSeq, a predicted model, not a curated record
UCAAGAUGGCGAUGCUCUCCAGACCCUACAGGGAAAGAGUGUGAAUUCUGCUGAAUUCUCUUUAAACACACUGUAGAUUUCACACUCAUGUUGUGUACUUUUAUUGGACGAUAUUUACCAUGGCUGGCAUGUCUGGUGUCAGUUGUGUUUGCUGGGAAGAUGAAGAUUGUGGAGGAACCAAAUACAUUUGGGUUGAACAAUCCUCUCCUGGCACAGAGCAACCAGCUCCGGGCCCGAGUUUCUCCGUCCCCUGUAUCAGGUCCACCUCAUCUGGCACGUCUGGCUGGCAAAUGCUUCAGCUACACCGAGGCCAUGUACAAGUUUGACUUCUGUCCUUUCCAUAACGUAACACAGCACGAGCAGAGCUUUAGGUGGAAUGCAUACAGUGGAAUACUGGGUAUCUGGCAGGAGUGGGAGAUCCAGAAUAACACGUUCAUUGCUAUGUGGAUGAGAGAAGGUGAUUCCUGUGGAAACAAGAACAGACAGUCCAAGGUUCUUUUGACAUGUGGUAAUAGCAGUAGGUUGGUCAGAGUCUCUGAGCCGCAGACGUGUCUGUACUUGCUGGUGUUUGAGACGCCACUUGUCUGCCAUGCACAUUCCCUCCUGGUGUACCCAGUGCUGAGUGAAAGGCUGCGGAAAGAAUGGGAUGAAAUUGAACAGAAUCGAUAUGAAGAUCUGAUUACUGAACAGGGCUACAACAAGAUGUUAAGGGGCUUGUUUGAAGAGGCUGGUUUUUUGAAGCUAGCUGAACAGCCCCAGAGACAGGAAGAACAAUCACAGAGUCCCAAACAUCAAAGUCUGGAUCAGUGUAAAGAGGACUUUGAGAAGCAGCAUUUGGAAAUAGAGCGAUUGCGCUCUCUUCUCACCCAGCACAACAUUUCAUACAGCGUGGAGACAGAAAGACCAAACACCCCAGUGACCCCUCAGCCUUUAGUACAACAGAACCGGCAUCUACGUGGUGAUCCAGGAAUCAUCCCCAACCUUUAAAAAAUACAACCUAUAUGACAAUUUAUUCAUGACUAUUUAAGUUCAGCAUUAUAAUGUGAUCCUGUGUUUGCUAAUUGAAAUGUAAUAAAAAGAUGAUAUUGGUGUUUGAACUAA